Bursaphelenchus xylophilus (pine wood nematode) is the source of this 1666-nucleotide messenger RNA. NCBI's taxonomy places the organism in Eukaryota, Metazoa, Nematoda, Chromadorea, Rhabditida, Aphelenchoididae. The record is from the annotation of a GenBank genome assembly.
AUGGACGGAGGAUCGCUGACUUCAUCAGCGACCACGAGUGACUGCGAGAGCAUCGAAUCGAUGCGUCAACUUCAGAAUGUAGCUGCCGAGCCACUGGACAGCUUUUUGAACACCAACGACCGUCUGUGCUCUGCGCUGUUGUGGUCUGCGUGAGUUUUGUGGGGAUUUUAUUGGUACCAGCUAGUAUAGUAUCGUUGAAAUCAGUCGUUUUUUUCUAAUAUUCAGUUUAUUUCUUACCGAAGAGGCUUGAUUAUAUUGUCCUCGAUUUUAUUUUGCUGUUUCUUUCAGGAAAAUCGCGGCGAGCACGGAGCAGAAGCAGCUUCUCAGCUGCAAAAACCGCAAAUUGAAUUGGAAGAACCCAGCUCUCUACAAGACACGGCUCUGUGACUACUGGAGUACCGGGAAUGCUUGCAAGUAAGUCUAUUCUCUAUUUUUUGUUUGAUUUUUAGGUUUGGAUUGAAUUGUUGGUACGCUCACGGACCAUUGGAGCUUCGUCAUGUUCCGAGAUUGGACAAGGACCCGGUGGCAACUAGCAUCUCUCUUGCUGAAGUCGUUCAAAGACUUCCUCCAUCUCGGGACCGCUCUAGUAAGUUUGCUGAGGGUCUAUUUCAUAUUUUUUUGGCUUACAAGGGAAGUACCCCAACUGCGACGCUCAGAUUUUCUUUAAAUUUUGCACACACGUCGGGCAUCAACUAAAUAUCAAUUCCUGAAAGUUUUAGCUCGCGCUUUGCAGGCGCCGCCGAGAUAUCGAACGAUUUAUGCCGCCGAGAGAGCACGCUAAACGCGGAGAGCGGUCAGAGAGAAAAACGCUUUUUGGCCAUAACUUUAGCAGUUUCGUGCGGAAAAAUUUGAUUUUUUGUAGAAACAUUAUCCUUUACGGUAGAAAUAGGCAUGAAACUUUUCGUGCCGAAAUUCGGCAAAAAGUCCCCUAAAUUUUCGCCGACUUUUGAUCUAAAAGUCUCGGUUGUUUCUGCAAAGCGCGAGCUAGAAUUCUCGCAUAUAUCUUAGAAAAAAUUAUUCUAAAUUUGUGCCAACUUUCAUCAAAAUCUGAGCGUCGCACUUGGGGUACUUCCCCUGUUAGUUAUACAAAGGGUUUUUCAAAAACCCAUAUUUUUUACCCAAAAAGAAUUCUUAUAUUCAACAGAGAAAUUACGACUUGUUGUAUAAUAUGUCGGCUCCGGAAGGAAGAGUUAUAUCUGAUUAGGUAUGCUUAAGGUGUUUUGAAUGAUUUUCAGUCUUUUUCCCAUUCUUAUACUUUUUUAUAUUAUUUAUGCAUGUUUCAGUUGCGAUGGAGCAGGCCGAGAAUCAGCUAAUUGCCAAUAUCAAGUCAGAUGCUUUCGCGAAGCAUGCUAUCCAAGGAAUUGCUGGCAGUGGUCCGAGUUCAGCUCCACCUAUUCCGAAAUCCCCGGUGUUCUUCCCUUCGGAUCCCGGGAGCCCGGUCAAGGAGUCCUUUCCGAAGCCAUCCAGCACGUCCCGUCUCCCCUUCUUUGAGCAAAUCACCGCGAGAUCCAAUAACUUCCAACCUCGUCAAAGCCAACUUGACCCAUCCGAAGCCGCCUUCCACGCAUAUCAACCUUACCUCAACGAAUUGGUGGGCUCGUCCUUCAGUCAGACUUCGAAUAAUCCCCAAAUCAGUCUUUUCGAGGAUCCCCGCUGGCGCUUCUGA